ACCAGAUAUAGCUACAGCAAAUUAUACUUUCCCCGAAAAUUUAGACUUUUGACUUGAUUAAGUAUGAAAUUGCUUUAUAAUUUUUACUGGCUUUUGGUUCUAAAAUACCAAUAGAAAGCUCUCUGCAAGAAGCCUAAUAGGUCACGUGCGUUCGAAUGAUUUGCGGUAGUUUUAAUUUCAGUUCACUGGAGUCGUCUAAUGAAUGGCAGAAACUCUAUAGGCAUAAAUUUGAGUCUCUACAUAUGAGCCAACAUUUAUCUCAAGAACCAAACCAAUUGAUGUAAGACAGUAGACUGGUAUGAGAGCUCACAUUCUGCUGGCUUAAUUUCGUGCAGUUCUGCGAUCAAAAUUUCGUACAAGCGCUACACCAUUUCAUCAGAAUGACCAACGAAAAGUCUCUCGAAACAUCGGCCCCGGAGAAACUCAAGGGGUUUGAAUGGUGGAGAAGAUCUUUAGCCUAUAGAACGGGGCUAGGCGUGGACGAAAAGGAGGCAGCCCAAUUUGAACACGACUAUAAAGCGAAAUACUAUCCCGCCAACUGCGAGACGUGCGAGAAGAACAGAGAUUGGGUUCUUCAAUACUCUCCGUCGGUGACGUUUAUGAUGGAUCAUGUUCGUAAGCUUGGAGGAAAUUUGAGUCGUAAAAACAUCAUAUGUGACGCAUGUGACGAAGCCAAAGGUGGAGGUUUUCACCCGGAAAUGGGUAUUCUUCUAUGCUCUAACUGGCUACAGGAUACGGAUCUGAUAGAGGAUGUUUUGACCCACGAACUAGUUCACGCGUACGAUCACUUGAAGUUUAACGUUGACCUAACCAACUUGAGGCAUCAUGCCUGUACCGAGAUCCGGGCUUCGAUGUUGAGUGGUGAAUGUCGGAUCAUGAAAGAGAUUCAAAGAACUGGGCUUGGAAACUUCGGAGGAAAAUUUCAACAGUGUGUCAAGCGUAGAGCAGUACUCUCGGUAUCUGCUAAUCCAAAGUGCCAAAGUAAAGAAGAGGCAGAGAAUGUUGUGAAUUUAGUGUGGAGCUCAUGCUUCAAUGACACCAGGCCUUUUGAAAGAGUAUAUAGAUGAAAUUGUGAAUUCUCCAAAUAUGUGAAAUCUCCCAAAAACCCAGCAAUGCAAAGAAAACUCGUCUCAAAUUGCUAAUGAAUGACAUACACUAGCUAUAAUAUUAGCUCACUAUACAAAAAAAAUCAUGAAAGCAGAAAAUUUGGUGUCCAGAAAUAUAUGCGAUUUGCAGUUCAUACCUCAAGAGAAUGAUAAAUUGUUCUGUACUUUAUGUGACGCCUUUAGAAAAAAUUAAUUCUCGAC
This is a messenger RNA of Metschnikowia bicuspidata var. bicuspidata NRRL YB-4993, 1307 nucleotides long. Its product is annotated as putative metalloprotease. Gene Ontology annotation, cellular component: extrinsic component of mitochondrial inner membrane. The record is from RefSeq and is a predicted model, not a curated record. The transcript has a single exon. Lineage: Eukaryota; Fungi; Ascomycota; Pichiomycetes; Serinales; Metschnikowiaceae. Gene Ontology annotation, molecular function: metalloendopeptidase activity. The coding region runs from base 381 to 1067 and encodes 228 amino acids. Gene Ontology annotation, biological process: mitochondrial protein processing; mitochondrial proton-transporting ATP synthase complex assembly.